CGCGGCAGGAAGUGAGGCGUUGGCUCCGCCCCCGUCCUCGAUAGCUCGCGAGACUUUGCCGAGGCUUUCCUCUUUCUUUUCGGCCGUCGACAUGCCAUCCAGACUAAGGAAGACCCGGAAACUUAGGGGCCACGUGAGCCACGGCCACGGCCGCAUCGGCAAACACCGGAAGCAUCCGGGAGGCCGGGGUAAUGCUGGUGGCAUGCAUCACCACAGGAUCAACUUCGACAAAUAUCACCCAGGAUACUUUGGGAAAGUUGGUAUGAGGCAUUACCACUUAAAGAGGAACCAAAGCUUCUGCCCAACUGUCAACCUUGAUAAAUUAUGGACCUUGGUCAGUGAGCAGACACGGGUAAAUGCUGCCAAGAACAAGACUGGAGCUGCUCCUAUCAUUGAUGUGGUGCGAUCGGGCUACUACAAAGUUCUGGGGAAGGGAAAGCUUCCUAAGCAGCCUGUCAUCGUGAAGGCCAAAUUCUUCAGCAGAAGAGCUGAGGAGAAGAUUAAGGGUGUGGGUGGUGCCUGUGUCCUGGUAGCUUGAAGCCACAUGGUGGAGGAUUCAUUAAAUGUUAUCAAGUGCUUUUCUC
Vicugna pacos (alpaca) is the source of this 584-nucleotide messenger RNA. RefSeq names its product ribosomal protein L27a (gene RPL27A). Gene Ontology annotation, cellular component: cytosolic large ribosomal subunit; ribosome. NCBI's taxonomy places the organism in Eukaryota, Metazoa, Chordata, Mammalia, Artiodactyla, Camelidae. Gene Ontology annotation, biological process: translation. Gene Ontology annotation, molecular function: structural constituent of ribosome. The record is from RefSeq and is a predicted model, not a curated record.